This is a messenger RNA of Carica papaya (papaya), 1659 nucleotides long. Lineage: Eukaryota; Viridiplantae; Streptophyta; Magnoliopsida; Brassicales; Caricaceae. The record is from RefSeq and is a predicted model, not a curated record.
UGCUCUUUUUCUGCUGUCAGGAACAUGAAUGCUUUGAACUUAGGAAGGGAAGAGACAAGGAACAACAUAAAAAAUCUAUUCUUUUUAAAAAUAAUGAACAAGAUGGUAAUGCUGAGAACUCUAAGAAGGCAAACAUGGAAUGUGCACCUACUGCUGUCCAUGAGAAGCUUCAACUAGAAUGUCAGAAUGUUAAAGGUUAUGACAAGCUUCAACAAGAAUGUCCGAAUCUUAAAGGUUCAGAUAAUCAGCUUUGUACAUGGAUUCAUAAAGACAAUUCAAGUUGCCAGGAAAUUGGAGUUCAGACAGACCUACCUGUUCGUCUUGAUCUCUCAACUAAGUUGCAGGGUAUUUGGAGCUUGAUAAGGGACCAAAAUACAGGAAGGACUCUGAUUUCCAAGUUGCUUGUUGAUUGUCCAACCGAUUUUAAUAUCCUUUUUGGAUAUGCAAGGUUGAGUACAUCUUUAAAAGCAGUAGACACUUUGGCAGUUGAGAACUCUUUGGAAAAGGAGCAUGCAUCUGAAGCUGCAAAAGCAUCUAAUUUCUUCUGUGUGGUAAUGAAGAUUAGCAAUGGGAUGCUUCAGUUGGAGGCCAUGCUUGAACCAUUACUCGAUCUCUGCAAUGCUAACAAUGAUGUUAUUGUUCAUAAAUCACUUUGUAUACUGCAUAAGUUGUUGAAUAAUCUUUUGGCACUGGAAAGGAGAUCUGAAGUUAGGAACAAUGUCAUUGUUGAGGAACUUCACUCCGUGACCAGCACUGAUCAUUUUCAUGGAUUUGAAAGUAUAAAAAGGUCGAAUUGCAUAGGUAGUGAAGGGGCAUGUAAUGCAAGCGAUUUUUCAUUUGGAGUAUGGCCUAAUGCAGAAACUUCAUACAAAAAGAGAUCCUGGGAAAUUGGCAAUGCUGCAAUACCACUUUAUUUUGUAGAUUGGAUCUCUCUAUUUGAAUCAAUCCAUCAGAUUGCCCUGAGAAGUACUGAGGAACAUGUGAGAUUAGAAGCACUCUCAAUCAUGAAUGUGAUUCUAAUGAGAACUAAUGCAUCCACGGAGAGGGAAAUGUUUGGGCACAAAAAAAUAUUUGAAGGCAUUGCGCUGCUGUUAAGCAAGGGAAACUGGCUUAUGUGUGAGAAAGGAAGCUGUGCGCCUUCUGUACCUGCUGCUAAAUUGAGCUGGACCUUUGCAGAAAUGUUAUCAUUGUGCUUGCUUUCUUAGCCUCAUCUGGAAAAUUUGGUUUUGAAAUUCUAGUGGUUCACAAGCUAUCAAGAGACAGAAAUUUUCUACUGCUCAUACUACAAAUGUUGAUAUCAGAGACAGACAUGGAAUCAACCUUGCAGAGUGAAUCUGCGGGGAUUUUUGAGAAAAGGUUGGUGAAAUGGGUUUAUAUAUUCUAAUGCCUCCAAAUUGCCGACACUGGCUCUGGCUUUUGUUUGGUGUGGUGGUUUGCAUGUCCAUAAGUUAGAGGCUUACAUUUUUAAUAUACAUGUUUCAAACCAGUAAACUUCAUAUCUUCAUGAUGGGCUAUUACUAUUGUUUUUAUUCUUUGUACAUGCCAAGGUAGUUUUUUUUAAAAGACCUCUUGCAUUAAGUUUGACAACAUUUAUUUCCUCCAAAAAAGUUUCAAGAACAUUUUUAUGAUUUUCUUACCAUGCAGCACAGCUUAUGGUUU